AUGUCACCACCCGGCACGAUUCCCGCUCACCAUUCAGGCAAUACUCGCAAGCACCCUCUCUGUGGCCCAACAGGUUACAAGUGCCGUGGAAAGCAAAUAUUACCGCGAAUUGACUUAGUGCGAGCCGGCCGACCAGUAUUCCUCGAUGUCGAAGGUAUAGAGUUGACCGACCUCUCGAGCGUCCUCAUGAAAGGCGUUGCACGAGUGAGCAUUGUCAACGAAAGAGAUGAGAUGAUUCUCGACACCUUCGUCUCCUACCCCAGCGAUGUCUCUCACAGGCCAGGUUGGUAUAAGAGUGGCGUUGGAUGGAAAGAUAUCCGCCCAGACAACUUCGCACGUCCCAUCGGCGUGGUACUCCUCGAGCUCAAAGCCAUCUUCGACAAAGCGGGCACAGUCGUCGGAUACGCACUGGAGAAUGAGCAGCAGUAUCUUCGCGGUUUGCUGUGGUCACAUUGGCAUCUACGUGACACACAACGCUUUUCUGGAUUUUCUAAGUACGCCGGGAAUCCUGAACAUCCCAGGCCGGGUCUCAAGGUUCUUGCGCUGAGCGUAGCCGGUAUCAAAAUCCAGGAGAAAGUGCAUUGCAGUGUCCAAGAUGCUCGCGCGACGCGGAAGAUCUACUCUAUGCAUUCUGAGGGGAUCGAAAAGGAGCAAAGUGAGGCCGAAUUGCAGGUGAAGUUGCUGUACACCAACUUCCCGCGAGAAUAUAACCCGGCGACAGAUCCUACUGCGAAGUACUUGGUGGCAACGGACCUCACGAAAUGGAUGCAGAAUCUUGAUACUGAGCCACAAGCUCUCUCCGACUCCGUCACGGCAGGCGAAGCCAAAGAGGGUGCAGACGAGAUAGAGGCAAAGUUGUGA
This is a messenger RNA of Cercospora beticola, 861 nucleotides long. RefSeq lists its product as uncharacterized. NCBI's taxonomy places the organism in Eukaryota, Fungi, Ascomycota, Dothideomycetes, Mycosphaerellales, Mycosphaerellaceae. Gene Ontology annotation, molecular function: exonuclease activity; nucleic acid binding. Gene Ontology annotation, cellular component: nucleus. The record is from RefSeq and is a predicted model, not a curated record.